AUGUGGAAGUUCCUACUGACACUAGGACCUUUGCUGCUCGGAAAGCCCCUAAAACAAUUGACGGAAAAUUGGAAGCCCGAAGGCAUAGAAACGCAAUCUGGUGGAGUGCUGGGCAGUUCGUUGGAUUACGCUGCAGCUUUGAUGCUGGCUGCUAUGGCGGCCGUGCUACUCGCCGCUGUGGGGUACCAGUGUGCUGCUACAUGGAGGUGGCUGAUGGGCAGAAGCCGACGCAAUUCUCAGGACAGCAAUUGUGAUUCCCUCUCCCGACAGGCGGCGAUACGAAUUAGUCACUCUCUCCCCGACCUACAAACAGAGCCCUUGAAAGAGGAGUAUGUUCAGGAACACAAAGAUACAGCUAAAAAAGUAAGUAUCUAA
Messenger RNA from Pieris macdunnoughi, 375 nucleotides. The record is from the annotation of a GenBank genome assembly. NCBI's taxonomy places the organism in Eukaryota, Metazoa, Arthropoda, Insecta, Lepidoptera, Pieridae.